Penicillium argentinense is the source of this 2589-nucleotide messenger RNA. RefSeq names its product putative intracellular protein transport protein (Sat1). Gene Ontology annotation, biological process: retrograde transport, endosome to Golgi. The transcript has 2 exons. Gene Ontology annotation, cellular component: Golgi membrane; Ric1-Rgp1 guanyl-nucleotide exchange factor complex. Lineage: Eukaryota; Fungi; Ascomycota; Eurotiomycetes; Eurotiales; Aspergillaceae. Bases 1 to 2589 code for a protein of 862 amino acids. The record is from RefSeq and is a predicted model, not a curated record.
AUGCCGUCCAACAUCCAGGUCUUCGUGAAAUGGAAGGACCAGACAAUCUUCGCAGGCGAAAACGUGGAAUGCACAAUCACAUUCAAGAACGUGGCCGAGACCCCGUCCGACGCCAGCCAUGGAAGUGAAGGGGCUGGCCAACACCAGCGGAAGCAGUCUCGAGUCGCGAACCACGCCGGAAACUCCAACUCGGACUCCUUCUUCUCAUUGAAAUCCUCCCAGAGUCUCUUUUCUGGACGGCGAUCCUACUCCAUCAGCUCACACAGAAAGCCUUAUCACCGAACGACCUCAUCCUUGAGCACCCCACCCGUUGCCUCGCACAGCUUCCCGCCGACGAGCAGCAGCCCCUCUACCCCUCGCAGUUGGCAACCUGGUCACAGCCACAAACGAUCCGUCUCCAUUCUAUCAAUUGAGAGCGAAGGACCGUCCGAGAAAACACCCGCAACGCAAAACUAUGGCAGAGGAAGGCCUGCCAGGGGUCAUGGACGCUCAGCCAGUCUUCAGAUCACACCAAGGAGGAAUGACAGCUAUGACGAUUCUUAUCGAAAAGGUAAGUCUACUCGAAGCUAUGCAUCGCGGAUGCGAUCGAAGAUGGAAGCUUACAAUGCACGACAUCCAGCGAGCCGAAUGCCCAUGCGCGGCCCUCCCCUCGCAGAAGUCCCCAACGAGUCAUCCGCGGGCGGGCUGCGAGUCGAUACUGCCCACCUUGGACGAGCUAACCGCCCCGGAUCUUCUGCGAAUAGCCCAAUUGGGCCUGUCGAGCCUUUGCGAGGCCCAUCGCGAAGACCCCAGCCUCCCCCCUUUGACUUCAAGUUCCCAGCGGCUCCUCCACCCGCAGAGCCACAUACUCGACCGGCUCUGACUCCUUCCCCCAAAUCGGCUGAACGGGCUGCAUCUUCAGGCAAGCCGACUUCAAAAGAUGGAUCAACACUGCCUGCGCCUUCGCACCAACAGCUCACGCGGGUCAUUUCGGCUACAAGUGUGAAUGGGAGCAAUCGGAGCAGUGGUGAAUUUUACUCAAUGAGCGACCAUUCCAGCGAGACUUUGGGUUCGGAAUAUACGAAUUACUCAGUACAAUCGGGACGCCCGCCCCCUCCGCCUGUUCGCCAUGGACGGCAUUAUUCGAGCGUGGUUACCCCUACAACCUACAAGUUCACAGACAGCCAGGCGCUGCUGAUGGGCUACGCGCAAGUGAGCGCAUCGUUCACAGUCGACGGCUCCCUCGUCAACCAGUCAGCCUUCGACGAAGUCAAACGAAAAGGAGUUGUAGGAGGUCAACUCGGAACUGGCGGACCUCCAGGGCGCCCAGGGUCAGCUAGCUCUGAGCGCUCCCGCAAGGGCGGUGGUUUCUGGGGCGCACUGAGGUGGAAUGCCAUUGAGGAAUCGAUUAAUGGGCUUCUGUCAAACAACGAGCUUGAUGGUCUGCGAGAGAUGCGUGGAGUGUCAUCGUCGCGAUCUAUUCCCUUGUUGUCCACCCCGCAGUCGCUUCUCUUCGUCGAUCUACGGCUAUCACCAGGGGAAGAACAGUCCUAUACUUUCUCCUUCUCACUGCCCAAGGGACUCCCGGCGAGUCACAAGGGAAAAGCUAUCAAGAUCUCCUAUAACCUGGUCAUUGGAACUCAGCGCCCUAGUGCCACAAACGAGGCUCAGCGAGUCAAUCGGAUCAACAUCCCGUUCCGCGUGUACAGCGGGGUGAAUGACAAGGGAGAUAUCCUCGGCCAUGAUCUCAUGUCACCCUAUGUGAUUUUGCGUGACGAGGCCAAGGUUCAAAAGGUUGGACCACAGCCGCCAGUGAGCAUGAAAAAUCAAAGUGUGAGCAGUAACUGGAACUCUGCCGGAGAUUUUCUUUCUUAUGUGGAUGAAAUUCUUGAGCAAAGUGCUCGCUCGAACUCACUUUUUCCGCCUGGCGCUCUCCCGGAGAGACGAGCGUCGAGCUACGAGGGAAUUCCCCACGGGCUGUCCUGUAAAGAUAUCAUCGACUUUGCCAUUCUUCGCAGCAACCAGGCUGUACACUCAAGGCGCAGCCCCAACCGAUUUGAGAUCGCACGCGAUGGGCAAAGGAUCGCUGUUGUUGUCCUGAACCGCCCAGUUCACCGGCUGGGCGAAACCAUCAUCGCGAAUGUUGAUUUUGGCGAGGCGGCCAUCCCUUGCUAUGCCGUGCGUGCUUCGCUUGAGACUUCUGAAAAAGUGACACCGACCCUCGCCGUUCGAUCUAACGCAAGUAUCCAUCGAACUACCCGGAAAAUCCACGCGUCUCUUUUCGAGAACACGCUUUACGCGACGCGGGUUGUCUUCAGUCCAGCUAUCCCUGUCUCUGCAACGCCCACAAUUAUCACCACGGGAGUGACAUUGGACUGGGACCUGCGCUUCGAAUUUGUCACCCCCAAUAUGCAUGGGGAACAAGCCCCUAGCACUGCGCCUUCUGGAACAUCCCUGCUCGAGAUUUUGUCCUCCGAUGACCGAGGUAAAGUGAUGUCUGCGCUGGAGUACCUUGGCUGUGAAUCGUUCGAGAUCUCCAUUCCAUUGACGGUUUACGGUGAAACUGUUCGGGAACAGCUACCGGAGGAGAACCAGGGGUACACCAUCUAA